Messenger RNA from Procambarus clarkii (red swamp crayfish), 3073 nucleotides. It is a transcript of the gene Hex-A, whose product is annotated as Hexokinase A. The record is from RefSeq and is a predicted model, not a curated record. Gene Ontology annotation, molecular function: fructokinase activity; glucokinase activity; D-glucose binding. Gene Ontology annotation, cellular component: cytosol; mitochondrion. NCBI's taxonomy places the organism in Eukaryota, Metazoa, Arthropoda, Malacostraca, Decapoda, Cambaridae. Gene Ontology annotation, biological process: glycolytic process; glucose 6-phosphate metabolic process; intracellular glucose homeostasis.
GGCGCGGCCAGAUAAGAGUGUGAGGGAGCCAGCGAGCAUCCCAGUACCACGCCGGCUACAGUCUGGUGCUCUACCCUCUCCACUCCCCACAACCACUCAUUACCCACACUUAAAUACACACACUUUAUGGUCCAAACUUCGUAAAUAGAGAUAAAUCUUUUAUCAAAGUGACGCUAUAAUAAAAAGCACAAAACAGGGUGCAAGAAGUGACAAUCAGGAUACAGAGUUGUUUGGUACCCACUACUCCAGGGUAGAGUUGUUUGGUACCCAGUACACCAGGACACAGAAUUGUUUGGUACCCACCAAACCCAGGCACAGAGGUGUAUAGUACCAGCCACACCAGGGAAAAUAAUACUAUUUUGUAUUUCCAUCAGUAACACAAGACAACAUGGCCACUUCUGAGGUAAAAGCAAUCUGCGAAGAGUUAAUUCUAAGCCAAGAGACCCUUAAAGAGGUUUGUGACUGUCUCCAAGAGGAGAUCAACAAAGGCUUGGGCAAGGACUCCAAUCCUGAAGCCACCAUCAAAUGCUUCCCAACAUACGUCAGAGAUCUUCCCAAUGGCAAAGAAAAAGGAAGAUUCUUGGCCUUAGAUCUGGGAGGAACCAACUUCAGAGUUCUCCUGAUUGAAUUGGGUGACAAAUGUACCAUGGACAGUAGAAUUUAUGCUGUUCCUCAACCCAUCAUGGUCGGACCUGGUGAUGGGCUCUUCGACCACAUAGCAGAAUGUCUUGCAAGUUUCAUUAAGGAGCGAGAUCUUGGGAAAGAGUUGCUUCCUCUGGGCUUCACAUUCAGCUUCCCUUGCAAACAGGAGGGGUUAACCAAGGCUCGGUUAGUACACUGGACUAAAGGCUUUAGAUGCGAGGGGGUCGAGGGUCGAGACGUUGUGGAGUUGCUCAAACAAGCUAUUGCGAGACGAGGGGAUGUCAGCAUCAAGAUUUGUGCUGUUCUAAAUGACACCACUGGCACACUCAUGUCUUGUGCCUGGAAGAGCAGCAACUGUCGAAUUGGUGUUAUUGUUGGCACUGGAACAAAUGCUUGCUACAUGGAGAAGCUGGAGAAAGUGGAGUUGUGGGACGGUGAAGUCAAUCAUCCGCCACAGGAUGAUGGAACCCCCAAUGAAGUUACGGGGGUGAUAAUCAACACUGAAUGGGGAGCAUUUGGAGAUAACGGCUGCUUGGACUUCAUUCGUACAGAAUAUGAUGACAAUGUUGAUAGGGAAUCAGUAAACCCAGGAAAGCAGCUAUUUGAGAAAAUGAUCAGUGGAAUGUACAUGGGUGAAAUUGCCCGACAAGUUCUUGUUAGGCUAGUUUCUGAAGGUCUGCUUUUUGGAGGCUACACUUCAGAAAUUCUUCAAGAAAAAGGAUCCUUCUUCACUAAAUAUAUCUCUGAAAUUGAAAGUGAUAAAGUUGGCGAUUUCAACAAUUGUCGUGCAAUCCUAGAAGAACUUGGAUUCAAUGAUGCCACUGAUGCUGACUGUGCAAAUGUUCGUUAUGUUUGCAAGUGUGUCUCAAAGCGGGCUGCUUUUUUGACGGCAGCGGGUGUUUCUGUUCUACUCAACCGAAUCAAUGAUGAGAGUGUUACAGUGGGUGUUGAUGGAUCUGUGUACCGUUUCCACCCUCAUUUCCACAACCUUAUGGUUGAGCAGAUCUCACAACUUAUCAAACCAGGGAUCAAGUUUGAUCUUAUGCUUUCUGAAGAUGGUAGUGGACGUGGUGCUGCACUCGUGGCGGCAGUUGCAUCCAGGUGUCCUGCAAUGAGAUAGAAUACCAAGUCAGUGAUGAUUCUGCCAAAUGAAAAGGACCUUUUAGAGAAAUGUAGUGUGACUGAUCAGUGUAUGAUUCUUGCCCCAUGUGGUUAACAUUUCUUAAUGACUGAAAAUGUCAAAGCAUAAUACCAUAAAAUGUGGCUUGAAUGUGAUGAUUGUCACUACAAAGUUCAUAACUGUAUAAAGAAACCCUAAAUAUAAAAUGUGCAGCAAAAUAUGGUAUUACACGAGCCUAGUGUCAAUAAAACAAACAUAAAUGAUAAAGUUUACACUUUUAAUUUAAAGUGUCAAUAAUAACGAUAUAUAUUUUGUGUUCUUAGCAAAAUAGGUUUGAAAUGUAUAAAUUGUUAUGUAUUCAUAUCAUCACAUAUGAAGAGUAUAUUAUGCUGUGAGAUCGUGGUCUUCAGUCUAGUACAGUUUAGAUAUUGACGAUGCUCAUUACUGUACAGUAUAUUGUUAACUGAUUAUUUUAAGGAUUGUGGCAUAAGUUGAAUAAACAUUUGUUUAUUUGUUAAGUAACUGUAUAUAGGUCAACCACAAUCAAAGCAACAAAUUAAUUCAUGUUGAAAAGGCAUUUAAUUUUAGAAGUGCAUUGUCAGUGUUAGUACAGUACUCCUCCCAUUGCCAACUCAUUGUUGAAGCCACGUAGUCAAGGACUGACAUAGUCAAGAUAUACACAAUGUCUUUGUGAUAUAGAAUAAUGCUUCUAGGAUCAUCAAAAUAUAUUUUAUAUCUUUUAAUAAGCUCAUCACAUCCUUCUUUGUAUGAGUUUUUCAUUUAUUUAUAAGACUGUAAUGUUUAUUGCACUUGCUGUACAGUUAAAAUGUUUAAGUUUUAUUUAAAUUUCCAAACUCUGAAAAAGCUCGGUAAUCCAGAUCUUUGGGUGAAUUCUUGUUCAUCAUUUUUGAGUAAAUGGCGGAAGUAUGCGAGUAAACUGCGGGAGAAGCUGGGUAUAUGGUGGGAAUGCAAGGGUAAACUGGGAGAAGCCAGAUAAAUGGCAGGAGUACAUGGGUAAACUGCAGAAGCCAGGUAUAUUGUGGGAGUGAAUGGGUAAACUGUGGGAGGAACUAGGAGUAGGUGGGUAAACAAUGAAAAUGCAAGGUAAACAGCACGAGUACCUGGGUUGUGGUACACAAAAUAGCAAAUUUGUUCAUUUUGGAUAUUCUUGUUCAAAAGUUUGGCUAACUCAUAGAAGGCGGGGCCCCAUAUGAUUUGGAUUACCGAGUGUAGACAGUAUAACCAAUAUUUUCCAUUGGUAAAAUGUUAAAUAACAAAACUCUUGGUUUACAUAAAUUUCACAAAAAAUAA